AUGAAGGUCACCGUAGCCUCCAUGGCCACGGCCAUCACCUUGGGCGCCUCGACCGUCCUUGGUGCCGCAACCAACCUCAAGGCCCGUUCUAGCGAUAUUACCCCCAUCACUGUUAAGGGUAACGCCUUCUUUAAGGGUACUGAACGUUUCUACAUGCGCGGUGUCGACUACCAGCCCGGUGGUUCCUCCGACCUCGCCGAUCCGAUCGCUGAUGUCGAGGGUUGCAAGCGUGACAUCAAGAACUUCAAGGAUUUGGGCCUGAACACCAUCCGUGUCUACUCCGUGGAUAACUCCAAGGACCAUGACGAGUGCAUGGAGGCCCUCGCCGAGGCCGGCAUCUACCUCGUUCUCGAUGUCAACACUCCUAAGUACUCCAUCAACCGUGCCGAUCCCGAGAUAUCCUACAACGAUGUCUACCUCCAGUACAUCUUCGCUACCAUGGAGAAGUUCGCCAAGUAUGACAACACCCUUGCCUUCUUCUCCGGUAACGAGGUCAUCAACGACGGUCCCUCUUCCAAGGCCGCUCCUUACGUCAAGGCUGUCACCCGUGACAUGCGCACUUUCCUCCGCGCUCGCAAGCUCCGCCAGGUCCCCGUCGGCUACUCCGCCGCUGAUGUCAACACCAACCGUCUCGAGAUGGCUGAGUACAUGAACUGCGGUACUGAUGAUGAGCGCUCCGACUUCUUCGCCUUCAACGACUACUCCUGGUGCGACCCCUCUUCCUUCACCACCUCCGGCUGGGACCAGAAGGUGAAGAACUUCACCGGAUACGGACUCCCCCUAUUCCUCUCCGAGUACGGCUGCAACACCAACACCCGUGAGUUCAAGGAGGUUAAGUCUCUCUACUCCACUCAGAUGACCCCCGUCUACUCCGGCGGUCUCGUCUACGAGUACACCGAGAACAACAACAAGUACGGCCUCGUCGAAGUUGACGGUGAUGAUAUCACACUUAAGGAUGAUUACAAGGCUCUGAAGAAGGCCUUCGACGGUACCGACAACCCCACCGGCAACGGCGGCUACAACUCCACUGGCGGUGCCUCUGGCUGCCCCAAGAUGCAGAAGCCCAACUGGGACGUCGACUCCGAUUCUCUCCCCGCCAUGCCCGCCCCCGCUAAGAAGUACCUGACCGAGGGUGCCGGUAAGGGCGAGGGCUUCUCCGGCAAGGGCAGCCAGAACUCCGGCACCAAGUCCGCCGGCACUGCCACCCAGGGCUCCGGUGAGGUCGCUGCUGCCACCGGCACCGGUUCUGCUGCUUCUAGCACCAGCUCCGAGGGUGCUGCCGCUGGCCUCAAGCCUUUCCAGUUCGGCUUUGCCACUGCUUCCGUCGGCCUGGUCACUGUCCUGUCGACUGUGUUCGGUGCCAGCUUCAUCCUCCUGUAA
This is a messenger RNA of Penicillium vulpinum, 1380 nucleotides long. RefSeq names its product 1,3-beta-glucanosyltransferase gel1 (gene gel1). NCBI's taxonomy places the organism in Eukaryota, Fungi, Ascomycota, Eurotiomycetes, Eurotiales, Aspergillaceae. Gene Ontology annotation, biological process: fungal-type cell wall (1->3)-beta-D-glucan biosynthetic process. The record is from RefSeq and is a predicted model, not a curated record. Gene Ontology annotation, cellular component: fungal-type cell wall; cytoplasm. The transcript has a single exon. Bases 1 to 1380 code for a protein of 459 amino acids. Gene Ontology annotation, molecular function: 1,3-beta-glucanosyltransferase activity.